This is a messenger RNA of Entamoeba dispar SAW760, 3987 nucleotides long. RefSeq lists its product as uncharacterized. Lineage: Eukaryota; Evosea; Mastigamoebida; Endamoebidae. Bases 1 to 3987 code for a protein of 1328 amino acids. The transcript has a single exon. The record is from RefSeq and is a predicted model, not a curated record.
AUGAGUUAUUUAAUGACUAUUUUUGCAAAUAAAUAUAUUCAUGGUGAAGACGAAAAAAAUAUCGGUUACAGUAUAUACAAAAAAAACGUAACUAUUGAUAAGUUAGCAGAAGACUCAAUUUUUCAAGUCGAAAGUAAUACUUGCAUCGACCAAUGCUAUGGAAACUUGGACAAUACUAUAAAUUUAGAAGGAGUUCAUUUAUACCUAUCAACAACGCAGGAUAAGUUAUGUAAAAAAUUAGAAACAGAUGAUAUUGAAAAUCAUGAUACAUCGUUUAUUUAUGAUCUAGAUCCAGAGUCUUCUAGCGGAUCACCUGAAGAUGAGUUAAUUAAUUCUAUUGUAGGAAUUUUAAAAGAAAAAAUGUUUGAUAUAAUAGCCAAAGAUAUUAAAAUAGUUAUUUCGAUAUAUCCCAGUAAUAGCCCUACAGAACAACCAUUAAAAGUUAUUGUUGAAACAAAGUCUAUUCAGUUGUCUCGUGAUAAUAAAAAGUCUAUUCAAUCGUGUCCUGAAAAAGAAACUUCUUUCACAAUUAAAAUGGAUGAAAUUCGUCUUUCUUUUCAAGAACAGGACAAGCAUCCAAUUAAUGUUUUAUUUAUUGGGUCUAAAAAGGAAGAGUGUAUCUCGUUAAAGGGUAUAUGUGAUUAUCUCAUCAACUUCAUCACAGGAAAUAAAAGUAAAGGACCUGUAAGUAUUUCUUGUGACGAAGUUUCGGUCUUUAUUAGCAAAGAAAUGGUUGAGUUUUGUCAGAAGUUCAUAUAUAAAAAUCAAUACCUUGUGGUCAACCUCCUUACCAGACAACUGGAAUCUUUAACACAACCUACAACAGAACUAACAGAAAUAGUUGAAACUGUUUCAGACAGUGAUGAAAAACCAUCUGGUGGAUUUUUUUCAUCUUUUGGAAGUUUUCUAGCUGGGGCAGUUAAUUAUGUACUUCCUUCAGUUGAUGAACAAAGUGAGUGUGAGAAAAGAACUAAAGAAGAGGUCAUGAAGAAUAAGAAAAAAAAUAACACAGCUGACCAGUCAUCCAUUGUUGAUUUGAAAACACAAUCUUCUGUUCCAAUUAAGUUCUAUAUUGGAGAAGUAGAAAAUGGGAUUUGUGUUGAGAUGAAUGUUUCAUGCUUGUCAACAGCAGAUAAACAAUAUGAAAUAAAAACAAUAAAAAGUACUAUUGGAGGAAAGAAUUUUUUGGAGAUUGAAAAUAAAGAUGGAGACAUUAUGAUGACACGAAAACAUAACAAUGAAUUUAACAUCGAUGCAAAAGGGAUGGUCAAAUUAACACUUGAUACUAUGAAUAUUGAAAAGGUUAAACAACAAAUCUUUUCAAUAAUGGAUGAGUUGGGGAAGUUUUUAUCUGUAUUUAUGAGUAUUAGCAAUAAGAUUCCAAAAGAUGAACAAGAAAGUGUUGAAGAUCAACCAGAGACACCUGACCAGCAACCAAUUCAUAUCUGUAUUAGAUUGAAUCAAAUUGAAUUGAUAUGCUGUGAUGGAGAGAACAAAUUUGAAAUGAAAGUUAAAAUAACAGAAAAUGAUGAACAACCAUUAAUUGAAAUCACAUCAGCUCAACAAACAAAAAUCACAGUUAAAGCGGAGAGAUUAGAAAUGGAAAUAGGAGAAAAGAAAAGUAUAAUUAAAGACAUUGACAUUACUAUCCAAGAAGGAAAACUAAAAGAAGAAAAUAUUGGAAUAAUGCAACCAUUAUUCAUUAAAGGAAAUGAUUCAAUGAAGUUUGGUGAUGUCACUCGAGUUGAUGAGAUUCCAAAAGUAGAAAAUGGAUUUGUUCAAAUAAAUCAAGAACAAAUGAAUGAAUUAAAAAAGUUAUUUGAAAUGAGUGAGAGUUGUAUUAAUUUCAAUGUCCAAAGCAUUAGUCUUGAUAUAGAAACAAAAGAACUUGUUACCCUAACUAAAGUUAAAGAUUGUAUAACUGGAUUUGUAAUAGAGUGUUGUCAGAAAAUGUCAGGUCAUAUAAACCAAGAAAGUAGUAAUAAAAAAAGUAAAGAAAUAAGCAUUGUUCAAGAAUUAGACAUUGUGUAUGAAAAUGGAUGUGAUUUUGAUAAAAUGAUCAAAAUAAUUCAAGAAGGAAAAAAACCAGUGAGAGAUACAUACAUUUAUGGUACUAUUGAUUGUAUUCAAAUUAUACUAAGAAAUGAUACUGAGUUAAUGGAAAUGACAAUGAAAAGUGUUGAAAUGAUUAACCCACAAAAUAUCUUUGGAUUGGGACUGGCUCUUACUUAUUAUCAAGUUGAAGAAAUAGAAAUUAAGAUGAAUUACAUACAACGAGGGUGGAUAGAUAAAAUUGAAAAACAACAACAAACAACAAUAAUGAAUGGGAGAAAUUGUUCUUUUACUUUUAUUAAUCAUGAAACGAAGAAUACAGAAUUUGAAGAAAUUGUUCAUUACUUUAAACCAAGAAAUAUGAACAAGGCAUCAAUCUACCAAUUCUCAUUUAUCAGAAUGACAAGUGGUUAUUCAUUUGAAGAGUUCUUCAAAUUAUUUUCAUUAUUAAUGUCAAUGACAUAUUCUUCAUCUUCAGAACCACAAAAUAGUGAUGACAAUUCAAAGGACAAUACCACAGAAGAUUAUUCACAUUCGUUUUUUACUAUUAAUAACUCUCGAUUAUUGGUUGAACAAAUUAAAGAUGUACCACUUAAUAACACUAUUCCAAUAGCACUCAAAACAACUAAUUUAUGCGGACAUUACAUUUCAUAUCAAAAUGAAAUGAUUGGACAAAUUCAAAGUAAGAUAGAAUUAAAUGAAAUAGAAAUGGGAUUAACAUGUAAUUUUAAAUAUGGAAAAAGAACAGAGAUAUAUAUUCCAUCACUUCACAUUAAUGGAACACUAAAAAUACAAGAAGUAUCUCCAUUGAUUAAUACAGUUAUGAUGAUUAUAACAUUUAUCAAUCCAUAUCAACAACCAACAGAAAUUACUAAGGAUAAUAUACCACAACAAAUUAGUAAGACAUGGGAAGAAUGGUAUGAAAAGGAGUUAAUUCCUUUAGCUCGAAUAGAACGAAAAUACGAUUAUGAUAGUAUUAAUAAAAUGGUCAAUAAAAAGAAAAAAGGAAUUAAACUUGUUGAUGAAACAUACCUUUUAUUAGGAAAUGACAUCAACUCAUCAGAUAAAAAUACAUCACAAUAUGACACUACUAUUAUUCGUGACACAAAUGAAGUGUCUUUUAAAAAAGAAAAUGAAUCAUUUUUAAACAAUUACAGGAAUGAACCAAUUGAAAAUACUCAAGGAAAAGAAGAAACUAAUACCAAUCAAAAACCAUUUAGUAUUGAAAUAAAAUUUAUUACUAUUCAACUCAAAUUAACCAUGGAAAAAGAAGAUUUUCUCAGUAUUGGAUUUGAAAUGAUGAAAAUGAAUGUUGUGAUGGAUGAUAAUGGUGCAACAGAUGUAUAUUGCAAUUUAUCUAAAAUUCUUAUUCAUUCAAAUAAAGAAAAAGAACCUAUUUUUGAAUUAGAUACCAAAAAAUCUACACUUCAAAUUGCCUUUAAAACUAUUGUUCCGAAAAGAUUGGAUGGAGCUAAAGAUGAGAUGGGAUGUUCAAUUGGUCUUUAUAAUAAUGGAUGUAAAUUAAAUAUUCGGUUAAGUCUCAAAGUGCUCAAACAACUUUAUUCAAUGGUUAAGUCAUGUUCAACUGAAAACACUCCUCCUCCAAAAUUUGUUCAAGAAAUUACACCACCUCCUAUGCUCAUCAAUUUGAGCUUCCUUGAAAUCCAACCAAUUAUAGGUGAUUUUAAAAUAGAAGGAAGAAUUGACUUAUUAAAAAAUACUUUCUCUGUGCCUUCAACCCUUUUAAAGAUAGAAAAUGUUUGUGGAGAUAUUAGCUCAUUAUUAAAUGGUAUUUCAAUGAGUAUUGAAGAUAAGGCGAUGAAAGAACUUUAUCCAUUGUUUUUGUGGAUUUUGUCUGGAUUGUUCCCACAAAUCACAAAUGUUUCUAGUGUGAAGUCAUUUAUUUCAUCACUUCUAAAGUCAUUUUCUAAAUAA